Messenger RNA from Fusarium coffeatum, 1749 nucleotides. RefSeq lists its product as uncharacterized. The record is from RefSeq and is a predicted model, not a curated record. The transcript is spliced from 2 exons. NCBI's taxonomy places the organism in Eukaryota, Fungi, Ascomycota, Sordariomycetes, Hypocreales, Nectriaceae. Gene Ontology annotation, molecular function: pyridoxal phosphate binding; threonine deaminase activity. Gene Ontology annotation, biological process: L-threonine catabolic process. The coding region runs from base 1 to 1749 and encodes 582 amino acids.
AUGCCUUCAGCUGAUCCCGUAGUGGCCGUGCCUGUCAACGGUGCCGUCAAUGGCACUGCCAAUGGAACAAAUGGCGAAUCUUCCCGUCCCCAGACGCCGAUGACCGGAAUGGCCUUGACGGAGUACAGCGCAAACCCCUCGACACCUUCCGCGGAGAGACAGGCGCGCAUCAAGGAGAUUGUUCCUGAGGAGUAUCUACUUCCUACUGGAUACCCCGACUACCUUCGUCUUAUCGCCAGCGCUACAUCGAGAGUUUACGAGGCCUGCAAGGUCACUCCCCUCACCAACGCCGUCAACCUGAGCAACCGACUCGAAUGCAAUGUUCUCCUCAAGCGUGAAGACCAGCAGCCCGUCUUCAGCUUCAAGCUGCGCGGCGCUUACAACAAGAUGGCUCAUCUCGACCCGACCAAGAGCUGGAAGGGUGUUGUCUGCUGCUCUGCUGGUAACCACGCCCAAGGUGUCGCCUAUUCCGCCCGCAAGCUCAAGAUCCCUGCGACCAUUGUCAUGCCCGAGGCGACUCCUAGCAUCAAGCACUUGAACGUUGCUCGUCUUGGUGGCCAUGUCGUGUUGCACGGUGCUGAUUUCGAUGCGGCGAAGGAGGAGUGCUCGAGACGAGAGAAGCAGGAUGGACUUAUCAACAUCCCUCCCUUCGACGAUCCCUAUGUCAUUGCUGGUCAGGGAACUAUCGGAAACGAAUUGUUCGGUCAGGUCAACAUGGCCAAGGUGGAGGCUAUCUUCUGCUGUGUUGGUGGCGGUGGUCUCAUUGCCGGAAUUGGCCUUUACGUCAAGCGCAUGGCUCCUCACGUCAAGAUCAUCGGUGUCGAGGCUCACGAUGCCAAUGCUAUGGUGCAAUCUUUGAAGAAGGGCGAGCGCGUUCUGCUCAACGAGGUCGGUCUGUUUGCCGACGGUGCUGCUGUCAAGAUUCCUGGAGAAGAGACUUUCCGCAUCUGCAAGGAAGUUAUCGACGACGUUAUCGAAGUGUCGACCGAUGAGAUCUGCGCCGCUAUCAAGGACAUGUACGACGACACUCGGUCAGGCCUUGAGCCCGCUGGUGCCCUUUCCAUCGCCGGUCUCAAGAAGUACGUCGCCCAGAACCCCUCAGACGAUUCAAAGCGCAACCUUAUCGCUGUUACAUCCGGCGCCAACAUGAACUUUGAUCGCCUGAGAUUCGUUGCUGAGCGUGCUACCAUGGGUGAGGGCAAGGAGGCUCUGCUUGCUGUACAGAUUCCGGAGCGCCCUGGGUCCUUUGCAGAGCUCAUUAACAACAUCAUGCCCCAUGCUGUUACCGAGUUCACCUACCGAUACUCAACCGACGAGGUUGCCAACAUUCUCAUUGGUGUCUCCCUAACAGCCCCCGCUCACCAGCGAUCCGAAGAGCUCCGCUCCCUUAUCGACCGUAUCCAGUCAAACGACAUGACCGUGACCGACCUCACACACGACGAGCUCGCCAAGAGCCACAUCCGAUACCUCGUCGGAGGACGGUCCGGCGUCCCCAACGAGCGCCUCUACAUGUUCACCUUCCCCGAACGACCAGGCGCCCUCGAGAAGUUCCUCACCACGCUCCGUCCCAAGUUCAACAUCAGCCUAUUCCAGUACCGUAACUACGGCGGCGAUGUAGGCAAGAUUGUCACCGGAAUUUUGUGCCCUGACGAAGAAGUCACUGAGCUUCACAACUUCUUGCGCAGGAUCGGGUAUCCUUAUGAGGACUGCACCGAGUCACCAGUGUUCAAGACAUUCUUGCGAUCAUGA